GGUAAAAACAACACACCGGUCCUCCCUCUUUCUCUCCUGCUGAAGUUGCUGUAGUUUUUAAUCUUUGUCUUUAUUUCAACUUUAUUUGUCUGUUUCUGUAAAAUGGCGCCCUGUGUUCAGCGGCUCGUCUCUUCCGUCAUGGAGGAGUUCACCGUGACCGCGAAAACUGAAAUCUACCAGAGACUGGACCCGGGAAACUCACAGACCGAGGAGGAGCUGCUGUCGGUGGUGAGGAGGCUUUGUGAGGCUCUGCUGCAGGAGCUGAGGAGGCUGCUGGAGGAGAACCGGGAGCUGAGGGGGCAGCAGGAGAACCAGCAGGACUCCACCCCCCCUGCAGCAGAAGAAGUGAGAAGCCAAUCAGACGCUCCUACAGACGACCCCAGCCAAUCAGAGCAGACUCCUGCUGCAGGCAGCAGGCGGAGCUUCAGCUGCAGCGUCUGCAGCAGCAGCUUCUCCAGACGGACCAACCUGAUCUCUCACCUGCGGGUCCACAGCAGAGACCGCCCCUUCACCUGUCCCGUCUGUGGGAGGGGCUUCUCGGCCCGCAGCAGCGUCAGAGUCCAUCAGCUGACCGUCCACAACAAGCAGCGGCCGUUCAGGUGCUCUCACUGCGGGAAGGUGUUCGGCACCCACAGCCACCUGCGGACGCACCAGGUGUCCGGCAGAGUCCCGCUCACCUGUUCGGCCUGCGGGGAAACGCUGGCGGCGAGGUGCAGCCUCAGGCAGCACCGGCUCACCUGUCAGAGGACAGGCGGGAAGUUCAAGUGUGCGGAGUGCGGGAAGGAGUUCUCCAAACACAGUUACCUGUCCGCUCACCAGAGAGUCCACCUGAAGGACAAACCCUUCAAAUGUCCCACCUGUGAGAAGGGAUUCACCACGCGCCGCAGCGUCGACAUCCAUCAGCUGACGGUCCACAGAGGACUGAAGCCGUUCACCUGCAGCGUCUGUGGGAAGGCGUUCAGCCAGCACAGCGGCCUCAAGGCUCACCUGAGGACGCACACAGGUGAGCGGCCGCACACCUGCGAGCAAUGUGGCAACAGUUUCUCCAGCAGGAGCAGCCUGUCUGUCCACCACCGCGUGCACACUGGGGAGAAGGGCUUCACCUGCGACACCUGCGGGAAGAGCUUCAGCGUGUCGGCCAACCUGAGCCGCCACCGCCUCAUCCACUCUGGCCGCCGCAACUUCAGUUGUGACGUGUGCGGCCGCAGCUUCACGCAGGCCGGACAUCUGAAGGUGCACCGUGCUGUGCACAGCGCAGAGUGGGCGUUCAUCUGCAACGCCUGCGGCAAGGGCUUCAGACAGCGCGGCGCGCUGCUCGUCCAUGAGAGGAGCCACGCAGGCGUCAAACCGUUCAGCUGUGGAGAGUGUGGGAAGAACUUCUCCUCAUCCACAUCCCUGAAACGUCACGAGCUGGCACACAGCGGGCAGAGACCACACACCUGUGAGGAGUGCGGGAAGAGCUUCACCUCCGCCCAGGUGCUGAAGACGCACCUGCAGCUGCACGGCGACGGUAAACCCUUUUCUUGUGACGUGUGCGGCCGCGGCUACAGCUCGCUGAGCUACCUGAGGACACACCGCCGCAGACACUCAGAGGGGAAACCGUUCAACUGCGCUCAGUGCGACAAAACCUUCUCCACGCAGGCGAGUGCCAACCUCCACGUGCGCACUCACAGCGGGGAGAAGCCGUUCAUCUGCGAAGUCUGCGGCAAGAACUUCAGCGUUUCGCAGAACCUGGUCCGACACAAGCGCGUCCACAGUGGAGAGAAACCAUUCGAGUGCAGCAUCUGCAGCAAGAGGUUCAGCCAGAACAACAACCUGAAGACUCACCUGCUGGUUCACACCGGAAACAGACCGUUCACCUGCUCCACCUGCAGCCGCAGCUUCUCCUCCAGGAGAAGCCUCCGGGAGCACAAGUGCGUCCCCGCAGAGUGACGCUCCCCCCAGACAGACCUGGUCCAAACCUCUCCUGAGAGAGGGACUCCGACCAAACAGGAAGUGAUGAUGACCCCCAUUCCCCGAGGACGUGACAGGAUCACAGACGAUCUUUAAAAGCGGUUCACAUCUGAACCAGGUUUUGUCUUUGAGUUCCUCUUUAAGAUACAGAUCAUGAUUCUGUCAUAAAACCAAACUGAAAGCUGAACGUUCAGCAGCUGAGGAGAGAAACUAUAAACUUCCUUUAUGACUCUGGAUUUGUCCCUGAGCUGGAAUGUAGAAGAACAUAAUAUAAAUGUGGUCAGAGCUCCCUCUGCUGGUUUGCAGUGGCUCUGCACUUUCAUACUUCGUUUUAACAAAUCAACACAAAGCUGCCAGGUUUUAUUUUUUUAAUUUUAUUUUAAAAAACUGUGCGACUUCCUGUACUGACCACUGAGAUCGAAAACAAACAUGGUGUCUGACAUCUGCCUGUCAUGUGGAGUUCAAUCUAUUUAUUUAUUUAUUUAAACAAUCAUUUAUUUGAGAUGAUGGUGAAACUGUUGUAGAAAUGGACUCAGACUCAUCUGAACAUUUUUUUUCAUGUUUAUAAAUGAAAAAUUCAAAGUGUCUUAAUCUUUGGAGAAAUGAUUUGAUGUUUCUCUGUUGAAGUUUUGAGGAGUUCAGGACUCGAGGAUUAAUCCAGUUAUUUAAUUCACAUUCACCAGAGUUUGACUUGAUUGUUUCCUCAUGUUGUUACAGCAGCAUCUCAGCUUUGGUUUCAUGUUGGAGCAAAAUGAAAAUAGAAAAAUAAAUUAAAUGAAAACUCUGAUCCAGUCCUGGUUGUUGAUUGAAUUGAGGGAACAAAUGAAGGAA
Seriola dumerili (greater amberjack) is the source of this 2784-nucleotide messenger RNA. It is a transcript of the gene znf337, whose product is annotated as zinc finger protein 337. Bases 103 to 1932 code for a protein of 609 amino acids. Gene Ontology annotation, biological process: regulation of DNA-templated transcription. Gene Ontology annotation, molecular function: RNA polymerase II cis-regulatory region sequence-specific DNA binding; DNA-binding transcription factor activity, RNA polymerase II-specific. The transcript has 2 exons. NCBI's taxonomy places the organism in Eukaryota, Metazoa, Chordata, Actinopteri, Carangiformes, Carangidae. The record is from RefSeq and is a predicted model, not a curated record.